This is a messenger RNA of Bufo bufo (common toad), 485 nucleotides long. Its product is annotated as synapse differentiation-inducing gene protein 1-like. The record is from RefSeq and is a predicted model, not a curated record. The coding region runs from base 33 to 485 and encodes 150 amino acids. Gene Ontology annotation, cellular component: membrane. Lineage: Eukaryota; Metazoa; Chordata; Amphibia; Anura; Bufonidae. The transcript is spliced from 2 exons.
CAGAGCUAGAAGAUUUUGUCCUUUGAGAAGCAAUGAAUCCACCACCAUCCUACACCUCUAAUGGUUUCCAAGACAAAGCGGAUAACUUUGGCUUCAUCAACCAGGUCCCUCCACCUCCUUCAUACUACACCCCAACAGGGCCAACGGUAGCUGAACCAGGUGCUUACCCCCCGGUGGUCACUACUUCCCAGUACGUGGUGGCCAUGCCUCAGCCUGCUCACAGGGACUACAUGGGCCUCUCCAUGCUGAAUAUUUUUCUGUGCUGCUUUCCCCUUGGGAUUAUUGCCCUCCUGUUCUCUUCCAAGUCGCGGGAUUCGCUACGCCGAGGAGACACACGGCAGGCUGCCGAAUACUCCGCCACCGCGCUGAGGCUGAACAUCGCCGGCAUUGUCAUCGGCUGCUGUGGCAACAUCGCCUGGAUUGCAUACAUUAUUUACCACUAUACCACCUCCAAGAACUUGUAUUCCAACAACUUGUACGGUUAG